Molecule: messenger RNA, 510 nt
Organism: Protopolystoma xenopodis
Lineage: Eukaryota; Metazoa; Platyhelminthes; Monogenea; Polystomatidea; Polystomatidae
Source: the annotation of a GenBank genome assembly
GUCAGACGAGCCGACGGCGAUGGCGACGGCGACGGCGAACGACCGGCGAUCAGGUACGCUUGUCGGGCAGCGGCAGGUGGACCGGUGGAGCCGAGGCCGGGUGUGAUCCAGUUGCCAAGUGGCGGCAAUGCCGCGGAGUCAACUCGCUGUCUUGGCAGCCGAUCGGCCGUACCGGCGGAAGCGUGGAAACCGGCCUGGCGGAGCCCGGGAUCCGGCCGACCCGGGCCGAGGGGACAUGCAUGUCGCGCUGAUAUGACAAGUGGAGAGGACUGGCGUGAGAGGGAGUUCUUCGCCGCCAGGCUCCAGCCGACUUUGCCAUUUCGUGCCUUGACGACGGCGCCGACUCGAACUGCACUCCGGAACAACUCUGUCGCCGUUGAGCGACGAGUCUGUCAAUGGCUCGGCGUCAAGCCGCAGACAGCACAGUUGACGUCGUCGAAACACGUGGUUAAACCGGAAGAAUUUCCGGUUCCAGAAGGUUGUGUCAUGAUAUACGAGCCCGAUCUCUAA